Molecule: messenger RNA, 2652 nt
Organism: Naegleria lovaniensis
Lineage: Eukaryota; Heterolobosea; Eutetramitea; Acrasida; Naegleriidae
Exons: 2
Coding region: 1-2652 (883 amino acids)
Biological process (GO): intracellular signal transduction; cyclic nucleotide biosynthetic process; transmembrane transport
Cellular component (GO): ATP-binding cassette (ABC) transporter complex
Molecular function (GO): transmembrane transporter activity
Source: RefSeq, a predicted model, not a curated record
AUGUCGGCGUUUGUCAAUCGUUCAAGUACACUACAAGAACGACAAGAUUUGUUUACAGCUCGCCGUCUAUUAUUUUUAUCAAUUACAUCCCCGACAUAUAUUAAUAAUUUAUUGAAUAUGAAGAUAAUAUUCCAAUCUACAUUUUCGAGUUUAAUUGUCACGUUGUUGAUCAUGAGCAUGAUUCGGACCGACAUCAGUGUAGCACAAGUUAGAGAAGCAAGAUACCAAUUUUUCAGACCAAGGCAACAUCAACACCCUCCAUCCCCAUGCCUCAAUUCUCCUCUCAAUCCAGUAGCAGUCGGAGCGUCAAAAGAUUUAUCUGGAGUGAGUCAUAAAUGUGGACCAAGUAAUGGAGUGGUGUUUAUCCUGAAUGAUUGGUUGUCAUCACGUGUGAAUAUCGAAGUUGCAUCAAUUAUUUUACAAGAAAAGUUAGGAAUUUGUGUAGAUUCCGUUGCCCUUACUGUAUUAGAAGGUUUGCAACUCAUGAAUCAACAGGGAAAUGAGACACCAUUGGUGUUAUUAGAAUUUUGGAAAAUUAAUCGCUAUGACGAAUUUAGAACCUACGUACAAAAUGGAAAGUACACCUCAGAAAUUGGUGAGCUUGGCCCUCAAGGAAGAAUCGGAUGGUACAUUCCAGAGUUCAUGCUUUCUACACGUGGGGGAAAUUCAGAACUUGAUCAAUUUGUUAGAUCAUAUCGAUAUUUCCGAACAACACCAGAAUAUCGACUUGUGACGGGGUCGACAGGCUGGGCAAUGGUUGACAAACAAAUUGUGAGAAAUUUAAAAUUGAAUUUAAAAGUUGAACAACCACCAGAGAAUGGAACUGAAUUGUAUCUUAUGAAUCAAUUAGACAAUGCUCAACGUGACAAAACACCAGUGGUUGUGGCACUAUGGACUCCUCAUCAAAUAUUUAGUUCUCCCCAUCCACCACAACGUGUCUAUCUUCCUUCUUAUUCAGAAGAUUGCAGAAAGCAGUCGAACAUUGAAAGAGGUUUAGUGGACUGUGAUUACCCCCCUACCACACUAUCAAAGAUACAAACAGAUGCAGUGUUAAAACUACCUCAACAGGUUCAAAUCUUUUUAAAGAAAUUCAAGUAUCAAAGCGCGGAUCAAAUUCAAAUGAUGGGUGAUAUUUAUUACAAACAAAUGGAUCCAAGAGAUGCUGCAUGUAAAUGGUUAAAGAAUAAUACUGCAUUGUGGAUGUCAUGGCUCAAAGUACCUGAACCUCCGGUUUCUAACCUUCGAUUAUCGAUUGGGAUAGCGGUGGCAGCAGCAUUACUUGGAAUUCUAGUGAUUGCCAUUGCUACACUCUUUAUUGGAUGUGUGAUAAGGAAAAAUUCGAUGAGAAAGACUGAGAAUCGGUACGCUCCUAAAAAUCCUCCAAUUUGCAUUGUUUUCACACACAUUCAAAAUGCAUCACUCUUAUGGACUCUUGACUCCGAUACCAUGAAGAAAGCGAUGAAUAUUCAAAAUAAGGUCAUGAGACACAAUGUACGAAGGUUUCGUGGAUAUGAAGUGAAAACUCAUUUAGAUUGUUUCAUGAUGGCAUUUUCAGACCCUAUAGACGCGGUUGCCUGUUGCAUGCAAAUACAAAAAGAUUUAUUGGAAUGUCAAUGGACAAACGACAUGAUGGCAUUUCCAGACAUGCAACCAGUAGUAUGGAAUGGACAUGUAGUUUAUAACGGUCCAAGAGUGCGAAUGGGAAUUCACUAUGGAAGUGACAUUCAAGCUCAAUUUGAUCCUACCACUCGACGUUACGAUUAUUUUGGAACCACUGUCAAUAAGGCAAGUCGAGUGGCGAGAGCAUGUGAAAGUGGAGGAAGAGUUUACAUUAGCGAGGAAACUUUUCAAUUCAUCUUGCAUGUCAUUUCCGAAUUUAAACCCAUGUCAAGGAAAGAGUCAUUUUCAAACUUAGAAGUUCUCAACAGUCAUUCCUAUCAUUUUAAGCAUGCUGUUUCUAGAGGUCAGAUCGUUUUUGAAAGCGUGGGAGAAUAUAAAUUGAAAGGUCUAGAAGGAAAACACACCAUCUAUUGGGUCAAAGACCUUCACAAUGCUCGAUCGGAAUAUAUUGAACAAUUUGAAAUGAUAUCAGCUCAACGCCCUUCUUCAUUACAGCUUACAAAUUCUCCACCUUUUCGAAUUGAUUUAUCAGAAAAGGCAAAAUACGAUUUUAAAGUUGCAAUUGAAAAUGCCCUUAAUAAUCCAUCGAAACUUUCUGAAGAUGAAAAAUCCAUUCUCAUUCAGAGAUUUGUAUUGUGGAGUGUCAAUGAUUCUAAUGAUAUCACUAGUACAUCAAAUUAUAGAGACAAGUGGAUGGAGCAUCCUGAUACUUCACUCAUGAAAUUCAUUGUAGACCUUCUGUCUCACGACGAAAUUAAGGGAUCUCUCAAUGUAGUCACUCCCACCAACACCGCACAAACAUCGGUUCUGAAUACGUCAACAGGAAGUCCUAAUACUGAGAAACACCGAAAAGAAAGUUGUUCAUCAUCAUCGACCGAUCAUCCAACGAGUCAAGACGAAGAAGAAGCGAUUACCAUUCAAAAUGAAGAGAUUGGUGGAGAAAGCGAGCAAGCAAGUAGUAGCCGUCAAGGAGGAGAGGAAAAUUCAAAAUCCACGAGUGUGACGGUCGAGUCUGAAAAUGUGAAUCAAUAG